Jaculus jaculus (lesser Egyptian jerboa) is the source of this 3562-nucleotide messenger RNA. It is a transcript of the gene Supt5h, whose product is annotated as SPT5 homolog, DSIF elongation factor subunit. Gene Ontology annotation, molecular function: protein binding; mRNA binding. Gene Ontology annotation, biological process: regulation of transcription by RNA polymerase II; regulation of DNA-templated transcription elongation; transcription elongation by RNA polymerase II. Gene Ontology annotation, cellular component: DSIF complex. The coding region runs from base 95 to 3355 and encodes 1086 amino acids. The transcript has 30 exons. The record is from RefSeq and is a predicted model, not a curated record. NCBI's taxonomy places the organism in Eukaryota, Metazoa, Chordata, Mammalia, Rodentia, Dipodidae.
UCUCGCGAGAGGGCUAAUCGGGCCAACUAAGCGUUGUUGCGGCCGACGUGCAACUAGUGUGGAAGGCGCAGGUGGAAAGUAAUAGGCGCCGAAGAUGUCGGACAGCGAGGACAGCAACUUCUCGGAGGAGGAGGACAGCGAGCACAGCAGUGAGGCCGAGGAGGCCGAGGUAGAGGAAGAGCGGCGGAGUGCAGCGGGCAGUGAGAAGGAGGAGGAGCCUGAAGAAGAGGAGGAGGAGGAAGAAGAGGAGGAUUAUGAUGAAGAAGAGGAAGAGGAAGAUGAUGACCGUCCCCCCAAGAAACCCCGACAUGGUGGCUUCAUUCUGGAUGAGGCCGAUGUGGAUGAUGAAUACGAGGAUGAGGACCAGUGGGAGGACGGAGCUGAGGACAUCCUGGAGAAAGAAGAGAUUGAAGCCUCCAAUAUUGAUAAUGUUGUCCUGGAUGAAGACCGCUCUGGUGCACGUCGUCUGCAAAAUCUCUGGAGAGACCAGCGAGAAGAAGAACUGGGCGAGUAUUACAUGAAGAAAUAUGCCAAGUCGUCUGUGGGGGAGACGGUGUAUGGAGGCUCUGAUGAGCUGUCUGAUGACAUCACCCAGCAGCAGCUGCUCCCAGGUGUCAAGGACCCUAACCUGUGGACUGUCAAGUGUAAGAUAGGGGAGGAACGAGCCACAGCCAUGUCCUUGAUGCGCAAGUUCAUUGCCUACCAAUUCACGGACACGCCCCUGCAGAUCAAGUCGGUGGUGGCCCCCGAGCAUGUGAAGGGCUACAUCUAUGUGGAGGCCUAUAAGCAGACCCAUGUGAAGCAAGCCAUUGAGGGCGUGGGCAACCUGCGGCUUGGCUACUGGAAUCAGCAAAUGGUUCCCAUCAAGGAGAUGACAGAUGUGCUCAAGGUGGUCAAAGAGGUGGCUAACCUGAAACCGAAGUCCUGGGUCCGCCUCAAGCGGGGCAUCUACAAAGAUGACAUUGCUCAGGUGGACUAUGUGGAGCCCAGCCAGAACACCAUCUCCCUGAAGAUGAUCCCGCGCAUUGACUACGAUCGCAUCAAGGCCCGCAUGAGCUUGAAAGACUGGUUUGCCAAAAAGAAGAAGUUCAAGCGGCCGCCACAGAGGCUCUUUGAUGCUGAGAAGAUCAGGUCUCUGGGAGGUGAUGUUGCUUCUGAUGGUGAUUUCCUCAUAUUUGAGGGGAACCGCUACAGCCGGAAAGGCUUCCUGUUCAAGAGUUUCGCCAUGUCUGCUGUGAUUACAGAAGGAGUGAAGCCCACCCUGUCUGAGCUCGAGAAGUUUGAGGACCAGCCUGAGGGCAUUGACCUGGAGGUGGUGACUGAAGGCACAGGAAAGGAGCGGGAGCACAACUUCCAGCCUGGGGACAAUGUGGAGGUGUGCGAGGGUGAGCUCAUUAACCUGCAGGGCAAGGUCCUCAGCGUGGAUGGCAACAAGAUCACCAUCAUGCCCAAGCAUGAGGACCUCAAGGACAUGCUGGAGUUCCCAGCUCAGGAACUUAGGAAGUACUUCAAGAUGGGGGACCACGUGAAGGUGAUCGCUGGCAGAUUUGAAGGUGACACAGGCCUCAUUGUGCGGGUGGAGGAGAACUUUGUCAUUCUCUUUUCCGAUCUCACCAUGCAUGAGCUAAAGGUGCUCCCUCGCGACCUGCAGCUGUGCUCAGAGACCGCCUCGGGCGUGGAUGUUGGGGGUCAGCAUGAAUGGGGUGAGCUGGUGCAACUGGAUCCCCGUACCGUCGGUGUCAUCGUGCGCCUAGAGCGGGAGACCUUCCAGGUGCUGAACAUGCACGGGAAGGUGGUGACCGUCAGGCACCAGGCCGUGACUCAGAAGAAGGACAACCGCUUCGCUGUGGCCCUGGACUCAGAUCAGAACAACAUCCAUGUGAAGGACAUUGUUAAGGUCAUAGAUGGGCCCCAUUCAGGCCGCGAGGGUGAGAUCCGCCACCUGUACCGAAGCUUUGCCUUUCUGCACUGCAAGAAACUGGUGGAGAAUGGUGGCAUGUUUGUCUGCAAGGCACGCCACUUGGUGCUGGCUGGGGGCUCCAAGCCCCGAGAUGUGACCAACUUAACUGUGGGUGGCUUCACCCCCAUGAGCCCCCGGAUCAGCAGUCCCAUGCACCCUAGUGCUGAUGGUCAGCAUGGUGGCUUUGGUAGCCCAGGAGGUGGUGGCAUGAGCAGAGGUCGAGGGCGGAGGGACAAUGAACUCAUUGGCCAGACAGUGCGCAUCUCCCAGGGGCCCUACAAAGGCUACAUUGGUGUGGUGAAGGAUGCCACGGAGUCCACAGCCCGCGUGGAGCUGCACUCGACCUGUCAGACCAUCUCUGUGGACCGUCAGCGGCUCACCACAGUGGACUCCCAGCGUCCUGGUGGCAUGGCCUCCACCUAUGGCAGGACACCUAUGUAUGGUUCCCAGACACCCAUGUACGGUUCUGGCUCCCGCACCCCCAUGUACGGCUCUCAGACACCUUUACAGGAUGGCAGCCGCACCCCACAUUAUGGCUCACAGACACCCUUGCAUGAUGGCAGCCGCACUCCUGCCCAGAGUGGGGCCUGGGACCCCAACAAUCCCAACACGCCUUCCCGGGCUGAAGAGGAAUACGAGUAUGCUUUCGACGAUGAACCUACCCCAUCCCCACAGGCCUAUGGGGGAACUCCUAACCCCCAAACACCUGGCUACCCAGACCCCUCAUCCCCCCAGGUCAAUCCUCAGUAUAACCCACAGACACCAGGGACACCAGCCAUGUACAACACGGACCAGUUUUCCCCCUACGCUGCCCCCUCCCCGCAGGGCUCCUACCAGCCCAGCCCUAGCCCCCAGAGCUACCACCAGGUGGCACCAAGCCCAGCAGGCUACCAGAAUACCCACUCUCCAGCCAGCUACCAUCCCACUCCAUCACCCAUGGCUUAUCAGGCAAGCCCUAGCCCGAGCCCUGUGGGCUACAGUCCCAUGACACCUGGGGCCCCCUCCCCUGGUGGAUACAACCCACACACACCAGGCUCAGGCAUUGAACAGAACUCCAGUGACUGGGUGACCACUGAUAUCCAGGUGAAGGUGCGAGACACCUACCUGGACACACAGGUGGUGGGGCAGACUGGUGUCAUUCGCAGUGUCACGGGUGGCAUGUGCUCCGUGUACCUGAAGGACAGUGAGAAGGUGGUCAGUAUUUCCAGUGAGCACUUGGAGCCCAUCACCCCCACCAAGAACAACAAGGUGAAAGUGAUCCUGGGUGAGGACCGAGAGGCCACAGGAGUCCUGCUGAGCAUUGAUGGCGAGGAUGGCAUAGUCCGCAUGGACCUGGAGGAGCAGCAGCUCAAGAUCCUGAACCUCCGUUUCCUAGGGAAGCUCCUGGAGGCCUAAGAUGGGCACACAGUGUCUCCUUUUGUGCCCUUGACCCAAGCAGAGCUCUGGGCUUGGGGAAAUCUGGACCCAUCAUUCCAUUUCCUCCCUCCUAUUAUACUCCUAGGAAUCAAAGUAGAGUCUGAGGAAGGGUCCCAUUCUUAUGCCUGCUGUCCAGCCGAUCUUUGUGUUAUGGUCUUUCAAUAAAGAGAAGCUUUUUGGUCAAAA